GAGCGCCGCAGCAGCAGCAGCAGCAGCAGCAGCAGCAGCAGCAGGCGAAGAGGCAGCAGCCCAGCCAGGAGCGGCAGCAGCCGACGCGCGUGGAGCAGCAGCAGCCGGGCAGCGGCAAAAAGGAAAAGAAGCAAAAAGAAAAGAGACAAAAACAAAAACAAACUGAUGCUGCUGCUGCUGCUGCUGCUGCUGCUGCUGCAUACGCAGACCCUGUGGUGCAGCCCAUAGACGAAAUGGCCCCAGAGUAUCAGCCAAGGAGAGUCGAGGAGGGAGCCAUGGCUGAUGGAGCUGACAGCCAAACAGCCAGCCUAAUGGAGGAGUGGGAGAAGCACAUGCAAAAUUUCAUUCCAGAGAUGCUCCAGCUGCAGCAGCAGCAGCUGCAGCAGCAGCAGCAGCAGGUGGGGGUGUGCGUUUCAGGGGACUUGAUAUACAAGAAGAGCCGCUCGGAAGGUUUGUUUUACUUCACGGCGAAGAAGAAAGGAACUUAUUCUUUCAUUUUGUCCAACCACAGGCAAGUUUUUUUGAAUGUUUUGCUGCAGCAAGCUGCUGCUGCUAGCAGCAGCAGCAGCAGCAAAGCAGCAGCAAAGCAGCAGCAAAGCAGCAGCAAAAAGCAGCAGCAAAGCAGCAGCAAAGCAGCAGCAAAAAGCAGCAGCAAAGCAGCAGCAAAACAGCAGCAAGAGAGCAGCAGGAAGAGUCUGCAGCUGGCGAAAGCAGCAGCAAAAGCCGCUGCAGUGCAGCAAGUGCAGCAGCAGCAAAUGCAAAUAAAAGCAAAUUAA
Molecule: messenger RNA, 776 nt
Organism: Eimeria necatrix
Lineage: Eukaryota; Apicomplexa; Conoidasida; Eucoccidiorida; Eimeriidae
Exons: 3
Source: RefSeq, a predicted model, not a curated record